AUGAACAACAGCGAGGUCAGCCUCGUUGCGUCAGAGGCAAGCCAUGAGAGCGCCCCAGGCUUGAAUCAGCCAGUCAAUGGUGUGGGGGUUAGUAUUGGCAUACCUUCUUCAGCCACCCAGCAAAGCUCUGCUCCCACUAAUUUAUCUGGGUUGGUUUGCAAUGUGCAUAGAACCACUGGUGAAGAACCCCAUGCAUUGGUGGGAGCAACCACGACGAUCCUGGGCGACAAAUUAUACGUCUUUGGCGGGCGCAUUCACUCGAGGACGAAACCGCAGUUGACUUCGGAUCUGUAUGAACUGGACCUCAUCCGCCGACAUUGGACCCGGCUUGAAGCACUCGGGGAUUUACCACCACCUCGAUACUUCCACAGUGUCUGCGCUCUUGGAGAUUCGAAAUUGGUGUGCUAUGGCGGCAUGUCCCCCGCUACACACGCCAGGAACGGUGUCAACGGCCAAGUUGCCAAGUCAGCUGCUGAGGGACAGCCUGAGGUCGUCGUCAUGUCCGACAUACAUGUCUUCGAUGUGCCGACAAAGAAAUGGACGCUGAUAUCCACGUCUGAGAAUCCUCAGGGGAGAUACGCCCACUGUGCAGCCAUACUUCCAUCCUCGGCCGCAUUCACCUCGGCUAACGCGCCGCUCUCGGCCAUCCAGCACAAUCCCCCAUCGGCAGAUCCUCAUUCGGGUACAUUAGGCGUACAGCUAGAUGGAACUGGAGGUGCGGAAAUGGUUGUGGUGGGUGGUCAGGAUAGCAACAACAACUACAUUGAACAAAUCAGUGUCUUCAACCUCCGAAGUCUGAAAUGGACCAACACAACUGCGUGGGAUCGCAAGUGCGGCGCAUACAAAAGCAUGGUAUCGCCUAUGACAGGCCUGUCGGCCGACUUGAUUGGACGCGGUAUCCCGUUGAACGAUCCACAAGUGCAGAGAGCAACUUCACGAGCUGGGACUUCUAUGCUGAUAUAUUCCAACUACAACUUCUUGGAUGUCAAGCUGGAGCUGCAGAUCAGGUUACCUGACGGUUCGAUGGUCGAGAAGCCUAUGACAGGCUCAGUGUCCCCGCCUGGGCUGCGAUUCCCGAAUGGAGGCAUCAUUGACGGCCAUUUCGUGGUGAGUGGGACUUAUUUGACAUCUUCCAAACACGAGUAUGCUUUAUGGGCGCUUGAUCUAAAGACCUUGACAUGGGCGCGCAUUGACACCCAUGGGUCUAUCUUCUCCCAAGGCAGCUGGAACCGGGGCAUUUUGUGGAACCGAAGGAAUACAUUUGUUAUCCUUGGCCAUCGGAAGCGGAGUCUGGUUGAUGACUACAACCAUAGGAGGAUCAAUUUCAGCCACGUCUGCAUGGUCGAGUUGGAAGCAUUCGGACUUUAUGACAAUCCGAGGCGAGAGGCUGCUAGUUCAGGCUAUGUGUCAGUCUCUGCUCCAGCUGUUCCACCGUCCAUGCAAACAGGUGGUGUGAGUGUGACUGCUGGAGGCCGACCACUCAAUCAUACUGCUGAGCAGCUGGGUCAGGCAGCGCUGGCGCUGGCGGAACUAUCUGACAUGGAUAUUGUGGCGCUGGGCGGCGAGAAGAUUCCGUGCAAUUCGUACCUUCUUUCCAGGCGGUGGGGGCCGUUUUUCAAUCAACUUCUGGUCGAGUCGGCAAUGGAUCACGACGCCGCGACCAGUCUGUCGGACGGAACAACACUACGGCCCAGCAUACGGACGCAACAUAGUCGCAAUUCUGCUCUAACGAUAACUCCAGCUGUGGCGAACGGGCUGUCCACUUCAACGUCCACAGGUGACGGAAUCCUCGACCCGCAGCGUUCAUUAAGUCGCUCCGCAACCAGAACACUCGCGGAGGAGCCCAAUACGACGAACCUACCUCCUUCGGGUCGACCAAGGUCCUUAUACUUACCUCAUAUGGCACCGACGAUCCACUUGCUGCUACAUUUUUUGUACACAUCUUCCUUACCCCAGGCCGGUUCACCGAUGUGUACGCCGCAUACGCUGUGCUCACUGUUGCAAAUGGCGAGGCCUUACCAGAUUGAUGGACUUCUGGAAGCAACAGUUGAGCGGUUGCACGAGGUCCUGGAUGGGCGCAACUCAGCAGCGGUUUUCAAUGCAGCGGCCAUGGCAGCAGGGGGUGGUCGAGGCCUUCAAGGCACCGCAGUGGGUGCGUUGGCCCGGAUGGGUCGGCGGGAAAGUGAGGCAACAACCAUAGCGGAGUCGCUGUCCAACAAGGUUGCCGGACUCAAACUUGCCACCAAUUACGAAGAAGCUGGCAGGAAGAAAGGCCAUGCCAAGACAAGUUCAAUGGACUCGGCGUCGACGGCGACUUCUGCCUCGACGUCUACUGACAUGUCGCAUACGGACACGGAGAACUCGGCGUCUAAUGACAAUGGCGAUCCGAGCGGGAAAGGGGAAAGAGAUUCGCGAGAAAUCUGGACGGGCGAUCUCAGCUCGGUGAUUGGGCUACAGAAACGCGGAUUGAGAGGGUUGAUGGAAGGACGACGGUUGAGAGAGAAGGCGAAUACGGGCGGUGAAUAG
This is a messenger RNA of Cladophialophora yegresii CBS 114405, 2526 nucleotides long. RefSeq lists its product as uncharacterized. The coding region runs from base 1 to 2526 and encodes 841 amino acids. Gene Ontology annotation, cellular component: cytosol; mitochondrion. The record is from RefSeq and is a predicted model, not a curated record. NCBI's taxonomy places the organism in Eukaryota, Fungi, Ascomycota, Eurotiomycetes, Chaetothyriales, Herpotrichiellaceae. Gene Ontology annotation, biological process: cell redox homeostasis. Gene Ontology annotation, molecular function: protein binding. The transcript has a single exon.